AUGAAGGUACCGCCCGCUACGUUUGAAGAGGCUAUGCAGCGUCCGGACAGGAACGAGUGGCUGUCAGCUAUGCAAGCAGAACUCGGAAUCAUGAAGGAGAUGAGUGUCUACCGUGUCGUGCCGCUCCCAGAGGGACGCAAAGCAAUAGGAAAUAGAUGGGUGCUGGAAUUUAAAGAGGACAACAAGGGAGGUUCAGCGUAUAAAGCGCUGAAGGUACAACAAUUCAGAGAGUGA
This is a messenger RNA of Suillus plorans, 234 nucleotides long. RefSeq lists its product as uncharacterized. NCBI's taxonomy places the organism in Eukaryota, Fungi, Basidiomycota, Agaricomycetes, Boletales, Suillaceae. The coding region runs from base 1 to 234 and encodes 77 amino acids. The transcript has a single exon. The record is from RefSeq and is a predicted model, not a curated record.